AUGGCCACGGAAAUGGUACCUUUGGCGCCACGGAGCGAUGGACCCUCUGAGGUCUCAUCAAUCCGGAUAUUAACUUUGAACUGCUGGGGACUCAAGUACCUUUCGAAGUACCGAGUGGAGCGGCUCGCCGAGAUAGGCCAUCGAAUAGCCACCUACUCGCGACAGCUCGACAUUGUCGGCUUGCAGGAAUGCUGGACAUUCUCCGACUACUUGACCAUUCGUGAACGCACAAGAUCGAUUCUACCAUACGGCAAGUUCUACCAUUCCGGUAUUUUCGGAGGCGGACUGGUGAUCCUCAGUCGAUGGCCAAUCACGGACUCGUCAAUGUAUAGAUACCCUCUGAAUGGCCGUCCAACGGCUUUCUUCAGAGGUGACUGGUUUGUCGGCAAAGGUGUGGCAUGUGCCACAAUCUCUCUGCCGGAUAGUCUUCGGAUCGAAGUGUUUAAUACCCACCUGCACGCCCCUUAUGAAAGGGAACCGAACGACAGUUACAUCUGUCAUCGCACUGCGCAAGCUUGGGAGAUAUCCAAGUUGAUGCGGGCAGCUUCGGACCGGGGCAGCCUAGUGGUGGGCCUUGGAGACUUCAACAUGGUGCCGUUGAGCUUCGCCCACGUCCUUAUAGAAAGCCGAGCUGGCGUUCGAGAUGUCUGGCGGGUACUGAAACCAAGCAGUAGCAUUGGUGCGAGUAUUGACCCGCCUGAAAUGGAACGAAGGAGGCGCAUGGGCGAAGACGAGACUCCGGACGUGGACGCCAGUCUGCUUGCACAUGGCCACACCUGUGACUCCGUGAUGAACACCUGGCGGUGGAGCAAGGAUCAGCGCAAACUGUUGGAGAAAGGCCUGGAUCGACUCAUCACAGGCGAUGACCUGGACCCUAAGGCGAAGAGACUGGACUACAUUUUCUUCAGUGGCAUUGAUAAGGGCUGGAAGGUCGCCGAUGUCAAGGUUACCCUCACCGAAAGACAUCCAAAGCUGCUCUGUUCAUUGAGCGACCACUUCGCCGUGUUCACGGAGGUGAAAAGGACCACAAAGGACCCGAGGACGCCAGCAGUGCUCGAAGUUCACGGAGCGUUGAACGAUUCGAAAAGUGUCAACCCCAGUCUCGAAGUUGCAGAAUUCGAAGACGGAGAUUUCGACAAGGCCGUUUCCAAAGCUCCCACUCAAUUUCAGCUCGGGCAAGACUUCUACAACGACAUACUUGCCAUGAUCCACAAGUACACUUUGCGAGAGAGAAAGCAGCGAAGAUACCGCGUUCUUCAUUUCGUCGGGUCUGCUUUGGUUUCGAUCGGCUGCUUCGUUGCUGUAUGGUGGUCACCGGGCAAUUUCGUGUCUUUCAUCUUGAUCUUGCUGAGCAGCUUGGGCCUCAUGGCAGGCACUGUGGACGGGUUGAUCGGUGGCCUCUUCGUAGGGUCGGAGCUAAGAGCCCUGGCAGAAUUCGAAUGGGAAAUCCGAAAUGCAUUGAGUCAAGCAGGCGGACCAGUUUUGGAAGACCGGCACUUCAGAGACUGGUAUGACUGA
Molecule: messenger RNA, 1518 nt
Organism: Exophiala dermatitidis NIH/UT8656
Lineage: Eukaryota; Fungi; Ascomycota; Eurotiomycetes; Chaetothyriales; Herpotrichiellaceae
Exons: 1
Coding region: 1-1518 (505 amino acids)
Cellular component (GO): cytoplasm
Molecular function (GO): sphingomyelin phosphodiesterase activity
Source: RefSeq, a predicted model, not a curated record